CGUUGUGCAAAAAGCGAAGGAGCGGUGCCCGUCACGCUCCUCCGGCGCGGCGGUCCGGCCGGCUUCACCUAUCAGCGCAGUGUGAGCGAGAAGAGUGAGCACGUGGGCGCGCAUAGCACGAGACCAGCGGCCGCGGGUAGUAGGCGCCGACGCGGCUGCACAGCUGGCUGGCUGGCCGGAUGGAACGACAAAACGUGGAAACCCAAGCACCUGCACAACACAACACAACAAUGUCGACACCGCCCUAGAAGAACAGUUUGCCUUCUCGAGUGUUCGCUGGUGAACAGUAGAGAGAGGCGAUUUUCUCAUCUCCAGAUCUUCCUCCCGUAGGAUUGAAAUCUGGUGCUUGGAGAGUGACUUGCAGGCACCCAAGUGGAGUGCGCUGCUGCUGUAAGUGUUCUUCUAGAUCAAUCGAUUCUGAUUUUCUCUUUCCCCAUUAGUUUUCUCCAUCAAGCCAGGAACCGACUCGGGAUGAACAAGGGGUGAUCUUUUGCAUCACUGCCCGUCCUUGGUCAGAUCUUUGUGCUUUGAUUGGAGUGAGACUAAUGGCUCUAAAUCAGGGAAAAGAGAAGGAGAGUUCAGUUUUGGAGGUGGGGGAGGGAUCUCUUAUUCCUCUCAGCGCAAAUAAUACAAGUGUGAAAGGAAUGAAGGAACAAUGCCAUGGAGUUGAGGAGCAAAUUUCGGAUCUAUUUGGUAAGCUUAAUCUGACUCCAAAAGAGAAAGAAGUGCUAGUUCUGGAAGAUACUGUAGGUCCAGAUUUAGCUACAGUUAAUUAUGCAGUGAUUGGGAAGGUUCUUGCACCUAAUUCGUUGCAGCUGCAGACCAUUAUGGCUGCUAUGCGACCAGCCUGGGGCAACCCAAGGGGAUUGAUGGCGAGAAUGGUUGGAGAUAAUCUGUUCAUUGCUGAAUUUGAGUCUGAAGCUGACAAAAUUAGGAUUCUUGAUGGCUCCCCGUGGUACAUUGGUAGGCAAGCUGUGGGGCGACAAGUUGUGAUUGUAAAAGAUUUUAAUUAUGAUUUGCGCCCAACCGAUGUAUCGUUUGAUGACUUGGCCAUUUGGGUAAACAUAUUGAAUCUUCCUUUGGGGCUACGAGAUGAAAAAUAGGGUUUUGAGUUGGCAGCUAAAAUUGGAAAAAAGGUGCUAAAAAUUGAUGUGGAUGAACAGAAAAGGGCUGUGGGAAAGGACUUGAGAGCAAGAGUAAUUAUUUCACUAAAAGAUCCUUUACCACGAGGUAUCUCUGUCUUUUCAUCUACACGACAAAGGAAGGAAUGGUAUGAUGUGGUAUAUGAGAGACUUCCUUUCUUUUGUUUCUCAUGUGGUAUUAUUGGUCACUCAGAAAUUAAUUGCCCUAAACCAGCUCCUAGGGAUGAAAAAGGUUGUUUGCCAUAUAGUGAAAAAUUGCGUGCUCCUGAGGAGAAAAGAUUAAAGAAUCAAAGUGAAUGGUUUAUCCAGGGUGGUAGUCCCUGUAGGAUUAGCAACUCCUCUGAAACUUGGGGAAGUUCAGAUUCCAGAAAAUCUUCUACAAAAAAAGGUGAUGAUAAAGACAAAAGUUUUAGAAAAGAAGUUGGAGGCAGUAGUGGCGUCGAGGUAUCCUCACCAAUAAAGAACCAUAUGUUUAAUGAUGCUAACAUGAAUGCAAAUGAUAUGUUUCGGUAUGAUUAUUCACUAUAUGAUAAACAGAUUCCCGUCCACACAAAAAAACGUAAAUCUGAUGAAAAUCUGAUGGAGAAUGUAGCAGAAGUGGAUGGAGAUGCUAUGGAAGUGUUCGAAAGGAAGUCAUUGGCUCUGGUUCCAACAGUAAAAGGAAGUUUUGUUUCUCAAGAUAGAAUUGAAAGUGGGGCUUCUGAGAGUUCAAAAAAAUUUAAAAAUGAAAAGGCGGGGCUGCUCGAGCAGCCUCGCGUGCAAACAUGAGGCUAAUCACUUGGAAUUGCCGGGGUUUGGGGAAUGGCCCGGCAAUUCGAGGACUUCUGGAUAUCCAGAAGCGGGAGGCCCCUGAUAUUCUUUUCCUAUCAGAAACUAAACACAAUGGUAAAUGGUUGGAUUGGUUAAGGUGGAAGCUAGAGAUGCUGAAUUUGGUGACAGUUGACAGUGUGGGUACUAGCGGGGGUUUGGCUCUUUUUUGGAGAAGAGGGAUUGAAGUGGAGGUGAAAAGUUUCUCAAAAUAUCACAUUGACAGUGUGAUAAAAGAGAAUGAUGGGAUUGAAUGGCGAUUCACUGGUAUUUAUGGUGAGUCAAAAAAUGAAGAUAAGGAUAAUACUUGGGAGAUUUUACGAUGCUUGAAGGAACAGUUUGAGAUGCCCUGGCUCUGUAGUGGAGACUUUAAUGAAAUUUUAUUUAAUUUUGAAAAGGAGGGCGGACAACCGAGAGCAGAAUCAAAUAUGCAAAAAUUCAGGUUAGCUUUAGAAGAUUGUGAUCUGCAGGAUCUGGGAUUUUUUGGUGACCCAUUCACUUGGCGUAAUAACCAUCAUGUGGCUACCAGAUAUACAAAAGAACGGCUUGAUCGUGCUGUUGCUAACAGCAGUUGGAGAUAUAUGUUCCCUAUGGUGAGGGUUACUAAUGGAGAUCCUAGGCAUUCUGAUCAUAGGCCGAUUAUAAUUGAUGUGGGCUGUAGACAGAACAUGGAUUGCUUGCAGCAGAUGCAAAUAAUGCCAAAGUUCGAAGCAAAAUGGCUUGAGGAGGAGGAAUGUGAGAUCCGAGUAACGAAAGCUUGGGGUAUAGCGAUGGAGGAAGGAUGUAACACUAUGAUGCAAAUGCAGAUGAAGGUGCUGGGUGAUCUUUGGGAAUGGGACAGGAACAUUUUAGGAGAUUUGGAAAAACGAAUUAAAAAAGUCAAAAGUGAAUUGGAUACGUGCAGGAGGAUGAGUAUAUCUCAAGAAUCAGUAAACCGGGAACACUUAUUGCAUUAUAAGCUUGAACGAUUGCAAGACCAGCAUAAUACUUACUGGAAACAACGAGCUCAUAACAGUUGGUUGACAAAGGGAGACCGGAAUACUAGUUUUUUCCAUGCAUUUGCUUCAAAGCGGAGAAGAAAAAACUGGAUUAGGAGUUUAAAAGAUGAGAAUGGAUUUCUAGUGGUGGGAGACCAACUAAAACACUUUAUUGCUAAUCAAUAUCAACAGUUAUUUAUGUCAUGUGCAGGGUCACAUGCGGAUUAUGUGCUGAAUUGUGUUGAUCCUAGAGUCACAACAGAAAUGAAUGAGUCAUUAAUGGAGCCAUUCACAGGAGAGGAAAUCUGGAAUGCUUUAGAAAGCAUAGGUGAUUUGAAAGCUCCUGGUGCUGAUGAAGGUUUAUCAGCUAUGCUGCAAAAAGCUGAAAAAGAGGGGAAGAUUGAAGGCAUUAAGAUUUGACGUGAGGCACCAAGAGUAAACCACCUAUUUUUUGCUGAUGAUUCCUUGAUUUUGAUGAGAGCAAGGGCUGUUGAUGCUGCAGUACUUAAGCAUAUUCUGCAAGUAUAUGAAGAUGCAUCUGAGCAGGUAUUGAAAGCAAGAUAUUUUCCAAGGUCAGAUAUUCUCCAUUGUGUUCCUCGGUCUGGUAUAUCUUAUACAUGGAGAAGCAUUUUAAGAGGGGCUGAACUUUUAAAGGAAGGGCUUAUAUGGAGAAUUGGGAAUGGAGUAAAUAUUAAAAUAUGGGAAGACCCAUGGAUACCUAGAGGUACAACAAGAAAACCAGCUACACCUAGGAGGUCAUGUUUACUUACUAGAGUUAGUGAGCUUAUAAAUCCAACAACAGGUGAAUGGGAUGAGCAAUUAAUUUCUGAUAUUUUUUGGCCCGAGGAUGCUGCUGAGAUCUUACGAAUUCCAAUAAAUGUGGAUAUGGAAGACUGGCCUGCUUGGCACUUUGAUGCAAAAGGAAGGUUUUCAGUCAAAUCAGCCUAUAAGCUUGCUGUGCAAAAAAGAGAUGCUCUUAUAGGAAGGGAUGCUUCUAGUUCUAGUUGUGCUGGUGGAUAUGGGAAUGAAUUCCAGUGGAUUAAGAUUUGGCAAAUCAAAGUUCCCAAUAAAGUUAAAAUGUUCAUAUGGCGUUUUGCACAUAACAGCCUCUCUGUUAGAAGAAAUCUGGCCAUUCGUGGGAUAAAAGUAGAUACCAUUUGUCCUGUUUGCAGAAGGCUAGAUGAAGAUUGUGGACAUAUCUUCUUCAAAUGCAAGCAUGUAAAGAUGUGUUGGCGUCUUUUGAAUAUGGAGGAUAUAAGAUCUGAGCUGGUGAACUGCCAAUCAGGAAUAGAAGUAAUUAAUAAGAUUUGGGAAUUAGAAACGAACAUUCAAAUACAAAUUUUUGUCUUUCUUUGGAGAUGGUGGUCUGCAAGAAACAAGGUAAAUGAUGGUGGAAGAAUGGCAAAUGCAACUGAGGUUUGUGGUUCUGUAUCAUUCUAUCUAAUGGAAUUUACAAAGUUACAUAAGCUUGAAAAGAAAGUGAUACCCGCUGCUAUUGAAUGUUCAUGGAAUCCUCCACAGGAUGAUAUAUAUAAGAUCAAUUUUGAUGGUUCUUUUGAUCCGAAUAAGAGAAUUGGAGGCUAUGGAUUUGUGGUGAGGAAUAUGAAGGGAGAGGUCCUUGUGGCUGGGGCUAGGAACAUUUCUUAUGCUUCUUCAGCUUUGCAUACUGAAGCAAUUGCAGCCUACAAGAGUGUCCUCCAUGCAGCUCGAUUAGGAAUGUCAAGAAUUAUCUUAGAGACGGAUUGCAUAGUGCUUGCUAAUGCUCUCAAAUCGACAAAUUUAGAUCGUAGCAUUAUUGGUGCUCUGGUAAUUCAGAUACGAGACAUUAUGCAAACAGAGUUUUCUUUUUGUGAUGUCUCUUUCUGUAAUAGGUCAUGUAAUAAGGUGGCAGAUGCUUUAGCUGUCCAUGGAACUUAUGUGUUGAAUUC
Sorghum bicolor (sorghum) is the source of this 4854-nucleotide messenger RNA. RefSeq lists its product as uncharacterized. Bases 1907 to 3346 code for a protein of 479 amino acids. Lineage: Eukaryota; Viridiplantae; Streptophyta; Magnoliopsida; Poales; Poaceae. The transcript has 3 exons. Gene Ontology annotation, molecular function: catalytic activity. The record is from RefSeq and is a predicted model, not a curated record.